Nannospalax galili (Upper Galilee mountains blind mole rat) is the source of this 2919-nucleotide messenger RNA. Its product is annotated as isoleucine--tRNA ligase, cytoplasmic-like. Gene Ontology annotation, molecular function: ATP binding; isoleucine-tRNA ligase activity; tRNA binding. Gene Ontology annotation, biological process: isoleucyl-tRNA aminoacylation; virion assembly. Lineage: Eukaryota; Metazoa; Chordata; Mammalia; Rodentia; Spalacidae. The record is from RefSeq and is a predicted model, not a curated record.
AUGGGGGGUCUUCAGGCUGCUGCCAAAAAGCCUACAAAUUUGUCAAAAGUCAGUCAGGUUUUACAGGGACAGAUGGAAGCUCCAGCACAGUUUCUGGAAAGGCUUAUGGAGGCCUAUAGAACCUACACUCUUAUUGACCCUGAGGCACCAGAGAACCAACGAGCCAUAAAUAUAGCCUUUGUGACUCAAUCAGCACCUGAUGUCCAUAAAGAAUUGCAGAAGCCGGGUAGUUUUGAAGAUAAGAAUCUCUUUAAAUUACUUGAAAUAGCCCCAAAAGUUUUUAACAACCAUGAGACCCAGGAAGAAUGUGAGGAACGUCACACCCAAAAACUGGCCCGAGCCCUGGCACUAAGAGAAGGAGAAUGCCCUCCAAGAAAAUUUCAUCUGGGAAAACAGAACUGGCAGACUGGACCACCUCCUAAAAACAGCCCUCUCAAGAGAGACCAAUGCACCUACUGCAAGGAGAUGGGACACUGGAUUCGAGAUUGCCCUCAACAUCAUAAAGGAAUUCAAAAGUGCAUUGAGACUUCUAGUCCAGGAGAUGGUGAUGCCCACAUUCACGGAGGAUCUAUUCCCCCUACUCCCCCUUCAGUGAAUCCUCUCUGGAAAUGCCCACCUGGACAGAUCCAGAAGUAUGAGUCCCUGAUCUCCUACAUGGUUCUAAUUCCAAUGAAGUUAACAACAAAAGCCAACCACCACAAGGAGCUAUCCACAACAAUUCAUUUUGCCGAAGGCAUCAAUCAAACCAGAAGAUGGUUUUACACCCUUCUGGUGCUGGCUACAGCUCUCUUCAGACAGCCUUUCAAGAAUGUGAUUGUGAAUGGACUCAUCUUGGCAAGCGAUGGCUAAAAAAUGAGCAAGUGGAAAAAGAACUAUCCAGAUCUAGUUUCCAUCAUCAGUAAAUACGGUGCUGAUGCCCUCAGAUUGUGUCUGAUCAAUUCCCCUAUGGUGAGAGUAGAAAACCUUCACUUUAAAGAGGAGGGUGUGAGGGAUGUCCUCAAGGAUGUGCUGCUCCUAUGGUACAAUGCAUACCGCUUCUUCAUUAGGCUCCACAAGGAAGAAGAAAUGGAAUUUCUCUACAAUGAGCACACGGUUAGAGAAAGCCCCAACAUCACUGAUGGGUGGAUCUUGUACGGAAAGUGGUCGGGGACAAUCUUGUCCAUCAUGCAGUCACUCGUUGGGUUCUUUGAGACCAAAAUGGCAGCUUAGAGGCUAUAUAUUGUGCUACCUCACCUGGUCAAGUUUGUAGAUAUUCUGACCAAUUGGUACGUCCGAAUGAACCACAGAAGAUUGAAGGGUGAGAAUGAUGAAGAUUGUGUUAUGGCUCUGGAGACAUUGUUCAGUGUCUUGCUUUCUCUGUGCAGACUGAUGGCCCCUUAUACACCAUUUCUCAUUGAACUGAUGUACCAGAAUCUAAAGAUGCUGAUUAACCCUGUUUCUGUCCAGGACAAGGACACACUCAGCAUCCACUACCUCAUGCUACCAGGUGUUCGGGAGGAACACAUUGACAGGAAAACAGAGAGUGCAGUAUCUAGAAUGCAGUUGGUGAUUGAACUUGGGUGAGUGAUCCGAGACUGGAAAACUAUUCCAAUAAAGCAUCCUUUGAAAGAAAUAGUGGUCAUCCAUCAAAAUCCAGAAACUCUGGAAUACAUUAAAGAAGUAAUCAUUGAGGAAUUAAAUGUUCGAAAAGUCACACUGUCUACUGAUAAAAACAAGUAUGGCAUUUGGUUAUGUGCUGAACCAGAUUACAUGGUCCUUGGGAAGCAUCUAAAGGGAGCCUUUAAAGCAGUGAUGAUGGCCAUCAAGCAGCUGAGCAGUGAGGAGCUGGAGCAGUUCCAGAAGAGUGGGAACGUUGUUGUGGAAGGCCAUGAAUUGCAUGAAGAAGACAGUUGCCUCAUGUAUACCUUUGACCAGGCCACCGGAGGGACUGCACAGUUUGAAGCACACUCUGAUGCUCAGGCUUUGGUUCUCUUAGACAUCACACCUGACCAGUCUAUGGUGGAUGAAGGAAUGGCUUGGGAAGUCAUCAAUCGCAUCCAGAAACUUCGAUCUAUUCCAACUGAUAAAAUAACAGUGUAUUAUAAUGCAAAAUCUGAAGGAAGAUACCUGAAUAAUGUAUUUGAAAGCCACACUGACUUCAUAUUCGCCAUUAUAAAGCCUCCCUUGAAACCAUAUCCAGUUCCUGUAUCAGGUAACAUCCUUAUUCAAGAACAAACACAGUUAAAGGGGUCUGAACUGGAAAUUACACUCACCAAAGGAUUGCGUGUACCUGGUCCUGCUUGUGCCUAUGUAAACCUUAACAUCUGUGUAAAUGGCACUGAACAAAGUGGAGUAUUGCUUCUGGAGAACCCAAAAGGUGAUAAUAAAUUGAAUCUUUUAAAGCUAAAAAUCAUCGUUACUAGCAUUUUCAGUGUUAAAAAUGUAGAGCUGUCAGUCUUCCAUGGUGAAACAGAACUACAAAACCAAACUGGCUUGCUGAGUCUCAGUGGAAAAACCCUUCGCUUGACUGCAGGAACAGCCCCAUCCGACAAUAGUCUCAGCACUCUGCCGUGUCAGUAUAUCAACCUGCAACUCCUAAACGCCGAGCCACAAGAGUGUUUAGUGGGAACCGUGGGUACUCUCCUGCUUGAAAAUCCACUUGGGCAGAAUGCACUCACCCAGCAAGGUCUUAUGUAUGAGGCAGCCAAGGUGUUUGGACUGCGGAGCAGGAAGCUAAAGCCGUUUCUGAAUGAGACACAAACACAUGAACUUACAGAAGAUAUCCCUAUGAAGACUUUGAAUACAAAGAUUGUGUGUUUCUCUUACCAAGGACUGCAGACAGUUAAUAGUUAUCAAUUUGAUCAGAUAAGCAAGGAGAAGCUCUUCAGCACUAGUAUUUGGCAGCUUUUGUUUGCGUCAGCGUUUGUCAGCAGUGAGUAG